GGGCGCAGGCGCGGCUGGAGCAGGAAGACCGCUCUGCUUGAGGGAAAAUGGCUGGAUCCGCCGGCGGCGGGAUGGAGUACGUUCGGCGGAGCACCGUGAAGAAGUUGCUGAGCAAGCAUAAGCCGCACUUGCGCAUGCGCGGCAACACCGACCUGCUGGUACUUUUGAAUGUCUUCCUAUUUCUCCAAAGACUAGCUGAAGAAACCAGGACCAAUGCUAUUGCGGAAAAGAGCAAAACAAUUACAUCUCGACAUGUUAGCUCUGCAGCAAAGAUUGUUUUAAAGAAGAGCCGAGGCUAAAGUCAAGAAGUAGUCCUUCAUCCCCUGGUUGAUUCUGCGUAAUUACUGACGUACAUGUGCAGAAGUUUAAAUAUCUGAAUUUUGUAUUUCUAUUUUUCUUAUUCAUAUUUUUUCAUAUUUUUAUUUGUUAUUUGCAGGACCUCACUAUUUACUUUUUAAUAAGGGCAAUGUAAUAGAACUGAUGUGUAUAAUUAAUACAAUAGACAAAUGUAAGUUUUAACCUUGUAAAGUGUUCACUUUUUAUGAUUAAGCAAGAUGCCUUCUAUGGGAACCAUGGCAAAUGUUAGAAGCCAUUUUUAAUUCUCUAUAUAAAGUUACUUCUAGAAAAACAAAAUAUUUCUCUUUCUUUCUCUCAAUGAAUAUUUAUCAACAGGGUUGCUGUAAAUAUGCAUCUUUUCACUUGUUUAUAAACCUUGUUGGUUUUUGAGAUUAUUUUAAGUAACAUCGCAAAUAAAAUAUUACAGUUAAAUCGGGAAGCAGAACAUUUACAAAACAGUUUGUAAAUAGAAUAUGAAAACAAAUGUUUCAGAAUGGUUUAUAGCAAUAAAGUUCUGUACAACUUCUGUCACUUGUUCAUUUCUCAUGCUUUUCACCGUAUAACAGUAAAAGGAGAGGUGUUUUAGACAUGGUAAAUCCUGUUGGGGCCGGUUGCAGCAGCAGUUCCUAGGAAAGGACAGACACUAAUACAUUCUU
This is a messenger RNA of Zootoca vivipara (common lizard), 992 nucleotides long. It is a transcript of the gene CENPW, whose product is annotated as centromere protein W. Gene Ontology annotation, biological process: mitotic cell cycle; kinetochore assembly; chromosome segregation. The record is from RefSeq and is a predicted model, not a curated record. Lineage: Eukaryota; Metazoa; Chordata; Lepidosauria; Squamata; Lacertidae. Gene Ontology annotation, cellular component: kinetochore; nucleoplasm. Gene Ontology annotation, molecular function: DNA binding; protein heterodimerization activity.